Molecule: messenger RNA, 2442 nt
Organism: Leptopilina heterotoma
Lineage: Eukaryota; Metazoa; Arthropoda; Insecta; Hymenoptera; Figitidae
Product: coronin-2B-like
Exons: 9
Coding region: 503-2242 (579 amino acids)
Biological process (GO): actin filament organization
Molecular function (GO): actin filament binding
Source: RefSeq, a predicted model, not a curated record
AAAUAUUUAACAGUUGCCAUUGGCCGUUGGUCCGUUGGUUAAUUAAUACUUUGUUGAUAUUGAUAAAGAAUAUUUUCGCUGGAACUACUUUUCACUUUCGGAUAAAAGAUCGACUUUAGGAAAUUAGGAAUUUACAUUUUACUGAUUUUACUGUUUUACGGAAAUACGGGACUUUACGUAGGACGCUCUUGACUUCCGUGAUUUUAACAGAAAACCGUGUUUUGACAAAUCGAUAAAUCACUUGAACGCCUAUAAACAAAGAAAGUGCCGGUUCAUUGCACUUUGACGCUUUUUUCUACUGUAAAAAUUGUAAAAAAAAAUAGUAGCAAAACACCAAGUGUGAAACAAUAAUUAAUGUGUUCAAUUUUCAUACUGAAUUUGUGAUUAACUAUAAAACUUUAUACAAAAGUUCGGGCGUUUUUCUUUUAAGCAGAAAGCAGCAAAGGAGGAUUAAUAAAUUUCAUAAAUUUCCAGUGGAUUAUUGAAAGAUUACGAAAUAUUUAUGGGCCACACAGCUAGAGAUUGGGAAAUGCUUCAAAUUAAGGGAGAGUUCCGUGAAAAAUUUACUCUCGAGGGUAAAGAUGAUUCCCACAACUUGUUGAGCAACAUGGUUGAUGUCCGAGCUUGUUACAAGCCCAGUGAAAAAUCAUGGUUCCGUGGCGUACGGAGCAGUAAAUUCCGCCACGUUUAUGGCGCACCAGCGAAGAGAGAAAAAUGUUACGACAACAUUAAAAUCACCAAGAACGCCCAUGAUUCACAAUUUUGCGCCGUUAAUCCAAAAUUUUUGGCAAUCGUCACUGAAGUUGCUGGCGGUGGAGCUUUUCUAGUUUUACCACUCGAUAAUACUGGUCGCUUGGAUUUUAAUGUCAGUAGAGUAACCGGACACACUGGCCCUGUACUCGACAUCAAGUGGAAUCCAUUCAACGACAACGUUAUUGCUUCGUGCUCCGACGAUUGCACGGUGAAAUUAUGGCAUAUUCCGGACGGUGGCCUGUCGAGAAACUUAACCGAUUGGAUAGUUGAAUUACAGGGACACAAGAGACGAGUGGCUUAUAUAGAAUGGCACCCUGUCGCCGAAAAUGUCCUCUUCAGUGCGGGAUUCGAUCAUCUCGUCAUUGUUUGGGAUAUAAACAGGGGAGAGGCCAUCAGCGUAAUCGACAGACAUCCCGAUGUAAUUUACAGUAUGUCUCUCAAUAGAGAUGGAAGUCUACUUGCCACCACUUGCAAGGAUAAAAAACUUCGAGUCUUUGAACCUAGAUCUGGAAUCGUUGUCUCGGAAGGAAUUUGUCAUGCUGGUACAAAAGCGAGUAAAGUGGUAUUUCUUGGUGGAUCCGGUAGAUUAUUAACCACCGGAUUUAGUAGACAUUCUGAUAGACAAUACGCCGUUUGGAGCCAACAUGAUUUAUCAAGUCCAUUGACUUGCGAAACGAUAGACUCAUCCAGUGGAAUUGUUUUUCCCUUUUAUGAUAAUGACACCAAUAUGGUCUACCUUGCUGGAAAAGGAGAUGGUAACAUUCGAUAUUACGAGGUAGUGAACGAAGCACCAUGGUUGCAUUUUCUCAGUCAAUUUAUUUCUGGAAAUCCUCAGCGGGGUUUGGGAAUUAUGCCGAAGCGGGGUGUCAGCACUGCAAACUGUGAGGUCUUCAGGUUCUUUAAACUUCACGCGACUCGCGGAAUGUGCGAACCAAUCUCUAUGAUCGUUCCGAGAAAGAGUGAUCAGUUUCAAGAAGACUUGUAUCCCGACACAAUUGGAACGACUCCGGCUCUUUCUGCCAAGGAUUGGAUCAGUGGCAUGAACAAUCCGCCAAUUUUAAUCUCCCUAAAAACUGGUGGCAGUAUUACAACACAUAAGCCUCGAAUUUACAAACCACCUCAAUUGACACCAGCGACUGAUUUAAAUAAUAAGAAGAAAUUUGCCUUUCUGUCAACUGAAACUGUGCCUGACUAUAGAUCCGUGGAAUUACUUGACAUGUCGGAAAAAAGUCAAAAAACCUCCAGCAACCAGAGCACAAAAUUCCAUCAGUUACAACAAAAAUUCGGCAAUAUUCAGAAUAACAUUGAGACCUCGGCAAUGAAUGACAAUAAAUUAGAAGCGGUGGACGAUCCGAACAACGAAGCCGAAUUGCGAUUAGCAUUCGCUCGACAAACAGACGAAUUACGAAUCGUUCGUCGUCAACUUGCAAACAGUCAAUUACGCGUUAAGGAACUCGAGGAACAAAUUCGAAAAAUGCAAAUUCACUGAGAGAAACUGUGAAGAAAAAAAAUCACUUUUCUCUUUUUCUGAUUACAAAAAUUGUGUCUGAAUUCGUUUCACAAUGAUCAAAAAAUUCGAAAGAGAAGAAUUUAUUUUCUGUUAAUUCACACAAAAAAUGAAUUUACUAUACUAAAGUAUAGUAUUUUUUUACUAUACUUAGUAGUGACUAAAGAAAAUUGGAAAUUAAA